GCCGUCAGUUUUAAAAAUGAUGGGCUUUAUACAUGCAACUUCUGCUGGUAUGUUACUCUCACGUGACUCACUCGUGACAUAGUACUCUUCGUCCCUCCUCACAGAAAGCUUUUGGCGGUUGCUCAGACAUUUCAACUUUUUAUCCCGCGCCAUGUUCUCCUUCUAGAAAAACUGUGGCUGAAGGCCUGCACUCAAAAAUCAAGGCAUUGUUGUCGGAACGGGCUAGGCACGGAUUUUCCGGAGAGAUGACCGGCGAAAACGAGGCGGGGAGUGCUAUCUGUUCCAUCUGCUACGAAGAUCUCAAACCGGUGGUCGAGAAUCUGCAAUCGAUCUCCGCCUGUGGUCACGUUUUUCACGAACUAUGUUUGCAGCAAUGGUUUGAGUACUGCCCGGCUACGAACAAGCGAAAUUGUCCGAUUUGUAAGCAGAAGUGUCUUCUGAAGGAUCCUUGCCGACUUUAUUUUCAAUCUUCCGGGAAUCAAAUCGAUUCGAAUUCCUCGCGGAAGGUCGGUGAAAUCGAGGAAGAUCCGGCGUUGUUGAGAGGAGAAGUGAAGCGGCUCGAAGGGAAGAUACAGAACCUUACUUCGGCUCUCGAGGGGAAGAAAAAAGAGAAUGUUGAAGUCUCCGAUCAGUUGCAUCAAUGCAAGGAACAACUGAAGGAGGACAAAGUAAAAAGGUGGGAGGCUCUGCAAGAAAUAUCAACGACCCAGCAUUUGCUGAAAUUGAAAUCCGAGGAAUGUGUUCAGCUUACUUCCAAGUGUUCUGAGCUACAAGACAAAAUUAUGGCUCUCGCCAAGGAGCUCGCAGCGCUUAAAUUGGUUUCGGACAUAAGCUUGGAGGAAGAUGAUGUUCUGAAGCUAGCCUUGUUGGGGAAUAAUGCUAAGACAAAAGAUACAAUAGACACACUAGUCAAGUCCUUGGUUAUCCGAAAUAGGAGUUAUAAGGAGUUGCUAGCCAAGUGCAAUCAGCUGGGCAGAGGCGAAGCUCGUUCAUCUGAGAAACUUGAAAAAGCUUUGGAGAAGAUAGAUAGACUAAGGAAGCGAGUGAGGGAACUUGAGAUGAUAACCGAAGAGAGUGAGAACAGAGCUUUAAGGGAUAUAAAAGUUUCAAUGAAAUGCAGUGACAGUGAAGUUUCCAAGCCUGCAAACGAGAGCGUGGUUUCUUUCAGAAUGCGUCCAUCAGGCAACAUAGUGGAGAAAAUCUCUUCACCACUUGGUAAGUUAGAGAAGAAUGAUGGCUUCACCAGUCAUGGAUCAUGCUUAAAGGGAAUAGGAAACUCUCUUUUUGGCAAACCGGAGUCGGUUAUCGAGGUAGAUGAUGAUGUUCCUGAAAGUGAAACCACCAUUUCUGGCAUCAGACAUUGGGAUUCUAAUAUGAAAGACCAGAAGGGUGAUGGUAACACUGUUGGAGAGAAAUGUGAUAGUCCCAUGAUCAAGGAUAUAAAGUUUAACAUCAGAGAAGAGCCGACAUCAUCAGUCUUACCUCGCAGCAAUGGUGGUGCUGGAGACAUUUUGCAGUCAAAACAAAAUCUCGGAAGAUGGAGCAAACAAGGAGAGAGAAACGGAGCAAUUCCUUCACUAGGAGGCUCAGUCUCAGGCAAGGAUGAUCUGAUCUCUGUUGGACCUGAUGGUAAAGGUGGAAGAAUCAAAGUAUUGAGAUCUAAACCCCAAUUCUCUAACGCCAAUGCAAGCUCAGGAAGUGGUAAGAGAUUCAAGAUUGGAACUAAAACAAGUGGUUCGUCGUCUCAAGGGUGUCUGCAGAUCGAACAUUUUUUUGGAAAACCCAAUCGCUAACUUGUUGAAGUCUCUGUAUGAGAGAAUGUGAACUUUUUGGAAGAAAAAAAAAUGACAGAGAUCAGAUCAUCCCUGCCUGAAAAACUAGUGAAAUUCCAUUGUGCAAGUGUGUGAUUUUGUGGUAAGGUUAGAUAGACCGUAGCGUCAAUGUAGUUUUUCACAAAAUGACAUAACUUCAAUGGCAAAGGGAGAAACUAAGACAUGAGAAAAACAAAUGUCUGAAAACUCAAGUCAUCAAAUGACAGAGGAGUUCCAGUGGCCGACAAGUACAACUCUGCCUUCUCCUCCUCCGCUAAAGCAUCGACCUCUCUACUCUUUUGCCGACGAACAUCCACUGAAUAUUUCAGAGUCUAACUCAGAGCCACUUGCCUGACAACGACUCGUCAAAUGCCACUCUCAGAUUAUGCAAGAAGAGAUUACUUUAUCAUUAAGCCUCAUAUCCAUGUGACCUUUGGUAUCAAACUCGUCUUAGCCAAAUAUAUAAUAGCAUGAAGUCGAUUACAUGACGAUUUUGUGCUUGCAGAUAAGAUAACCGUUGAUUCUAAAGUGAUUAUUCACUUUUUGCUAACGGCGUCAGUGGCAGUAGGAUCAUAACACGUGUUCGACCGAAAUGUUGGCUGAGAAAGGACCAAUGCGAAACGCAAAAGCUGUAUCGAAUUUUAUCCCAAAUCGAAUCUGAAACGCAAAAAAGCAAAUUGCUGUUUUCGAGCUCUUUCUAGCUCUAUCUAUGGUGUCUGUAAACCCCAGACCUGCUGCUCAGGGUUUCCCAUUUUUCGAUCCCGUGAAUAUGAGUUUACCCGGGUUCAAUUCGCCGGCGCCGGGCUCCGAUGAAUUUGGUUUGGCUCCGACUGCUACGACGCCGCUCACCGGACGGAGCAAUACGCUGUCGUUUUCUGAGGAUCCGGCGACGAAGAUUCGGAAGCCAUACACAAUUAAGAAGUCGAGAGAGAACUGGACUGAGCAGGAACACGAUAAGUUCAUUGAAGCUCUCCACCUAUUCGAUCGAGAUUGGAAGAAAAUCGAGGCAUUCGUUGGAUCAAAGACAGUGGUCCAGAUACGUAGCCACGCACAGAAGUACUUCCUCAAAGUUCAGAAGAGCGGUGCUAACGAACACCUUCCACCUCCACGACCAAAGAGGAAAGCCAGUCAUCCAUAUCCUCAAAAGGCUCCUAAAAAUGCUGCUUCGAAUGCACCUUUGCUUGAACCUGGUUUCUUGUACAACUCUGAUACACAGUCAUUGCUGGGAAACCCGGCCGUCUGUGCGUCAAGCUCUUCUUCUCGGAAUCAUGAAUCAACAAAUCCACCAAAACUUGUGAUCGAAGAGGAACCGGGAGUUUCGGCCACGGGUCUCCGAAAGAAUCGCUGCUACAGCACUAGUAGUGAGGAAGUUACACGGAGGUUACGAGCGGUGACGGAGCCGAAUGAUGGAGAAAGUUGUGAAAAGCCACAUAGAGUGAUGCCCAAUUUUUCUGAAGUCUACAGCUUCAUUGGAAGUGUCUUUGAUCCCAACACAUCAGGUCACCUCCAGAGGUUAAAGCAGAUGGAUCUAAUAAAUAUAGAAACGGUGCUUUUACUGAUGAGAAAUCUGUCUGUAAAUCUGCCAAGUCCCGAGUUCGCAGAAGAAAGGAAGUUGAUAUCAUCUCAUAGGACUAAAGUUUUGAAAUCGAGAUUGGAAAAAGCAACAGCGGACCUUAUGUGAGAAUAACAAAUAUUCAUCCAUGGUAUGUAUUCAUUGGACUGAGCAGGAGAGCAGAACCAAACACGUGAACUCUUAGAUGGCUACUGAGUACUGGUUCUCCGAAGUCUUACUUAAGCGCAGUUGUUUGUCCUAUAUUUGUAUGGAUAAUAGAGGGUUUUGUAGAGGUAUAUAGAUAUGUGUUUGUAGGGUCAGAGUUUGUAAAAGACUCUCGUGAGUUUGGUCAAUCUUAGGAGGUCUUAAGUCGAUAGUCUGUGUGAAGGAGACUGUGAUACUGGUUUCUUAGUCUGCAGACGAUGGGUUUUCUUUCAAAAGUUCAGAUGAGUGAAAGACACCUUUAAGCCAUUAGAUAAGACCCAUAAGUUUUGUGUACAUAAUAAAUAUGAAAGUUGGAGGUGAAAAAGACCUAAUUUCACGGCAUCAUAUCCUUUUUCUUCUUCGAUCUCUAACAUUUUCGCCGUUAGGCUAAGGAUGAUGAUGACCAACAAGCCGCCGCCGAGUGAGUACUUUGUAGCUGAAGCAGCGGUGUGGUGGGACAUGGACAAGUGUCCGAUUCCCGAUGGUUAUGAUGCUUGGAAGGUCGGUCCGUGCAUAAAAUCGGAGUUGGAGAAGUUAGGCUACUCUGGUCCUCUCACCAUCUUUGGCUUGGGCGACCUAAAUCACAUGCCUGAGCAAGUCUUGCAAGCCUUAUUUUCCACUGGGAUCGUUCUUACACAAGUCCCAACCAGAAUAAGCAGCCCAUCCUUUUUGACUUUAAUGCUUAGUUGGCAAACCAAGCAUCCAGCUCCGGUUACAAUAAUGAUCAUAACCGAUUCCCGCAGUUUUGAUUUCUUCUAUAGUCCUAUUUACUGGCUACAAAAUGAUCGUAAAUGCAACGUUCUUCUGGCUUAUCCAGACGCUCUGAAAGAAGAUUAUUCCCUCAUCACUCAUAAACAGUGGUUCUGGAAAAGCUUGCUGAAAGUGCCAAUUGCAGCGAAACAGGUAGUUUUUCUUGCAGACUAUGCCGCUUUGAUUGCCAAAGCUUUGAAGAAGUCACCAAGCAUCUCAAGGAUGAAGCACAUGCACGGAAAGAGUUUGUGUCUCCAAUUCCCAUGGAUGAAUUGAUGAUGGUCGAAACCGGAGUUGAUUCUUCCCAUCCAAGGAGGAAGAAGUAGCCAAAGAGAAAGGAGAAGAAGAUGAUGGUUGAAGUCGGAGUGGAUUCUUCCCAUCCAAAGAGGAAGAAGCAGCCACAGAGAAAGGCGAAGAAGAUGAAGAUGCAUCUACCUCAAGACCAUGAAUGAAGUAUUAAGGCUCCUCGUCUUUAAGUUUUUUACUUAUUAUUGUACUUGUGUAUACUAAUAGUGAUUGAAAAAAGCAACACAAAAAAUAUACGUUCAAUAUAUGGGCUGGUUUUCGAGCCCACGGAAAACUGUAUGGGCCGAUUAUGGAGCCCAUUAAAAUAUAUUGGCCGGUUUUUAAGCCCAUUUAAAUAUAUAGGCCAGUUUUUGAGCCAAUUGAAAACUGAGUGGGCCGAUUUUUUUAGUC
This is a messenger RNA of Thlaspi arvense, 5013 nucleotides long. Lineage: Eukaryota; Viridiplantae; Streptophyta; Magnoliopsida; Brassicales; Brassicaceae. The record is from the annotation of a GenBank genome assembly.